This is a messenger RNA of Gossypium arboreum, 932 nucleotides long. RefSeq lists its product as uncharacterized. The record is from RefSeq and is a predicted model, not a curated record. Bases 110 to 811 code for a protein of 233 amino acids. The transcript has a single exon. NCBI's taxonomy places the organism in Eukaryota, Viridiplantae, Streptophyta, Magnoliopsida, Malvales, Malvaceae.
UGCCCCAGAGAAGCAGAGCUUUAUUAGUUGAACUAAUCCAUUGUGAAAUUAAUGGCAAAAGCUUAUUAAUACUCAACAUGGAGUUGAUUUGAAUGACAAAAAAGAAAUUAUGGGUUGGAGCAAGGAAUACUUGGAUAUAGUUUUGGUCCCAGCUGGUUUAUUCAUCUUGUCUAUUUACCAUGUUUUUCUUCUUUAUAAAUGCCUCAAAUUCCCUGAAACUACUGCCAUUGGCUUUGAAAACCAUUUCAGGAAAGCUUGGGUCGAAAGGAUGUUGCAGGUCGAGGCUAAAGAUAGAGGAUUAUCAUUGACAACGAUCAACAGCACAAUAUCAGCAUCAACUUUCUUGGCAACAACAUCGCUAGCAUUGAGUUCGCUAAUUGGAACAUUGCUAGCGGAUUCAUCACAUCAAAAGCUCUUCAAAAACAGUCUUAUAUAUGGCAACACAAGCUCAUAUAUCAAUUCGAUCAAAUACAUAACACUUCUCAUAUGUUUCUUGGUGGCUUUCGGCUCUUUUCUUCAAUGUGUACGCAGCUUUGUUCAUGCUUGUUUCUUGAUUAGCAUGCCCAAUGCAGUUAUCCCAAUGAGUUACGCCCAGAAAGCGGUGAUAAGAGGCAGUGCUUGCUGGUCCAUUGGCUUGCGAGCUAUUUAUUAUGCCACUGUUUUGCUGCUUUGGAUAUUUGGGCCAAUCCCAAUGUUUGCUGGCUGUUUGAUUAUGGUGCUGGUUUUGCAUUUGCUUGAUACAAAUGUGACUCCUUUGCAUCAGUUUGAAGAAGAUAACAAGUCUUGCAACGUGGUUGCCGAGAUCAAUUAAGAAGUUUCAUGCAAUAGCUGGUCCAGUUUUUGUGCAUCAUAUGAUAAAUCAAACUCGAAUGCAAUGUGAUGUUACGAUAGUUAUUGAAUUAAAUACCUUUGGAUCAUCUUUUGAAAAUAAA